CAAGAAAGACGUGUGUGCUGUGUGCUGUGUGCUGUGUGCGGAGAACGAGUGCGCUAUAUCGAGCGGUACAUCACAGCCCUUUGAGCCCUAUUUACCCUUUUUUUUGGCUGUUACAACCACCCUGUGAGUGCCCCUUGGUGGCCGGAAGGUGAACCUGGUUUUGAGAAGUCACCAGUGCGAAAGUCUCGAGAGUCGAGAGUCCCCGCGAGCAGAGAGCGAGCGAGAAAACGUGCGACAGGGGGAGAGCGGAGGGAGAGAACCGGCCGCGUGUACCGCGUGAGGAGUUACCUGCCCUUCGAAAUUGCAGAAAAGCCAACAGGUAGCCGCCGCCGCCUGUUCAUUAGCACAGACUAAUCACUGGAGCACAAGAGGCUGCCGUGGGGCAGGAGGCAAAGAUCGGGGAAAAGGUGGCAAUCAACGUGAAUGGUUGACAGCGGCAAAAUGCAGCUCUAGGGCGGCAGAUCUGACUGAAAAAGGACGGCAAUACAGCAGAAGAAAGAGACGGAGGGAUCAACGAGUGACAAAAAGUACAAAAGACCCACCUCAGAGAUGGCUGGAAUCAGACUAGUUGUGGUCCUCCUACUGACCAUCAGUAUACGCACAAUCCCUGCCAGCGACAGUGGUAACUCCUCAGGAGCCAACCUGGGCGUUCGGUUCGAGCGAGCUCCCGAAUCGGCGGUGGCUCCCAAGGGGGACGAGGUGGUCUUCGAGUGCGAGCUGAACCUGAAACCGGAUCGCCUGGAAUGGCGGUUUAGACGCAGUGGCUCCAUCGAGCCUGAACCCUAUCGGUAUCUCAGCCCCUCGGACGGAUACAAUGUAACCAGCGGCAACGAGGGUCUGGCCUGGAGACUCCGGAUCUAUGUGAGUGCCCAAACGGCGGGCGACUACCAGUGCGUGGCUUGGUACGGUCCCGGCGCCCUGGCCUCCACGCCCGCGCGCCUGGCCCUGGUCUCGAUUGCUCUGGACGGCGGUCUGGCCCCCGUGGGCUCUAGGGGCUCCAUCCGCUGGAGUGUGGCGCCCAAGAACUGCCUGCUCAUCCGUUGCGGCAGCGUUAUAUCCAAUCCGCCGGCCAUCUGGAGCUUCUACAGGAACAACAAGAAGCUGCCCCAGUCGGAAUUGCUGCCUGGAGCAGCGGGGGCACUGGUUCUGGACAUGGUCACCGCCAAGGAUGCGGGUAACUACUCGUGUGUGGCCACAAACUCCAUAACGGGCGAUGAGCUGAGGCUCCCCCAAACAAUUGAGCUGAGGGUGGACUACACGGAUAGGACGCCACCGUACUUCCUACAACGCCCACCCACCGAGUACUCGGCUCGUCCCGGGGAAACGGUGGUGCUGGAGUGUCCCGGCGUUGGAUCCCCCAGGCCCAGGGUCAUCUGGAGUAGUCCCAACGUGGUGGGGAUCUACAACAAUAGGAGCAAGAUCUUGCCAUACGGCUUGCAAAUCACCGAUCUGAAGCCCGAGGAUCAGGGCUCCUACAUCUGCAUGCUGGACAAUGGCAUUGCACCACCCAUCGAUCACACCAUCAACUUGAGUGUCCUGCAGCGACCCACAAUUUCGAGUGGACCUGCUGCCACGCUGACGAACGAGAGUAGUCCGCUGACCUUGGCUUGCCGCGCCACCGGUAAUCCAGAGCCGGAAAUUUACUGGCUCAUAAACGGAGAGGACGCCACCAAUGAUCCGGAGGCCAUUGUGUUUAACCAAAGCCUACAGCUGAAGCGUGUUCAAAAGCGCCACGCCGGCGUGGUUCAGUGCUUUGCAAAGAACACUUUGGGAGAGACCAGCAAGGGCAACAUCCUGCGCGUGAAUCCCCUGGAAAUCACUGGCGAGGACGAAGAACCACUUGGCGGAGUUCCCAUGUGGCCAGUGCACGAGUCGAACGGCGGCAUGGGAUCCUCGUCGACGCCCUCUGGAGGGUCCAAAAACAAGGGCGGCAGGCGGAAGUACAAGGCCAGCAUGGUGCCUCCAUCGCGACCCAAUGUCACCCGGUUGUCGGACGAGUCCGUAAUGCUGCGCUGGAGUGUGCCCCAAAACUCGGGCCUGCAGAUCACCUUCUUCAAGGUGCAAUAUCGUCGCUUGGGCGACGGGAAGAAUCGGCGGGAGAACUGGCAGACGACUAGCGACAAUAUUCCGUACGGAAACAACUACGGAUCCGGGCCGGGAUCGGGGACUAACCAUUGGCGACAGCGCAACAGGGACCGGGAGUACGAGAUGGGCAAUCCGCCCAAGAACUUCACCUCCUCGGUGACGGGCCUGACGGCGGGGAAGUACUAUCGCUUCCGGAUCGUGGCUGUCUACUCGAACAAUGACAACAAGGAGGGGAAUACCUCCCUCAAGUUCUUCCUGCAAAACGGCACGGCCAAGUCGAAUCUACCGGUUCCCGAACUGCGCGAGGUGGAGGCCAUUAGCGAGUCCACCGUAGUGCUCCAUUGGUCGCUGGUUUCCUCGGGCCAAAGUGAGAGUAUCGAUGGUUAUUACGCCUACUAUAGGCCGGCGGACUCGGCUGCAGAGUACCUGAAGGCCACGGUGGACGAUGGGAGGAGCAGGAGCUUCCAAAUAGAUCUGCUUCGACCCGGCAUCGCCUACGAGUUCAAAUUGCAGUCCUUUAACGCCGACGCAGCCUCUGAAUUCAGUGCAAUAAGACAAUCGAGGACCAAAAAGCCCCAUGGACACACUGCUUCCACUUCAUCCACCCCAGUGCCCGGCAAUAAGACAGCGGAUCAGCAGCAAAACUCCAUGUAUCCCGUGAUUGCAGGAGCCGCCGGCGGAGGACUUCUGCUCCUCAUCGCCUCCUUGGUGGCCUGCAUGUGUCUCAAGAGGCGGGAGAACAGCCAACCCGAGGAUGAGAACAAGCCGCAAUUGGAGCACAUCCAAGCGGACUUUGUGACCUCCGCCGUGCUGGGAGUGGGCGGACACCACAAGAGUGGCGAUGUGAGGCGCCUCAACGGGGUGAUUCCCCGGAUGAACAUCACACCCAAUCCGCUGGCCCAGGAAACGGGCUCCGAUAAGAACCGCAACGUGAUGGAGCUACGUUUCCUGCCGCCGCUGGCGAACGGAAAUGGGAAUGGCACCGGAAAUGGCAACUGCAUUGCCAGAGAUCUGGCCCCGGAGCAGCCGAAUGCGGAGGAGCAACUUGAUGAGGACGGCGAGGAGGACACGCGACUACCGACGGUGGCCUCCUCCUCCUGCGAAACCUUAGAGGCCUGCGACGAGGCUGUCAAACUGAAUCUCCACCAGAAACUAGACCAGGAGCCGCAGGAUCCGCAAAGCCUGGAGGCGCCCACCAAGCCGCUGCCCCCGCUGCCCAAGAAACCCACCAACCAUGCUGGCCAAACCAACUGUGGCCUGCAUCAGAAUGGCCUCCAUCAUGCCCAGCCGUAUCAUCCGCCCGGAACUCCCACCCUGAUGCACAAGCGGAUGGACUUCCACCAGCAGGCGCCGCCAGUGCCGCCGCACUCCGCCUACUACCAGCAGUCGCCCACCCACCAGCCCUCGCCGAUGAUGGAGCGCAGUGUGAGGGGCCACCAGCAGCCAGGCGGGGGCUACCAUCACGAGGAGGGCACUCCCACGCCCACGAGGAUUCCCUCUCUGAGGCGGCAACGUCGCUCCUCGGGCAGCCAGCAGCAGCAGCCGGUGCACAAUAGCCACAGCAAUCUCAACCUGAAUUUGAGCCACCACAACAACAACAACAACCUGCCGCCUCACCACCAGCACCUGCACCACCAUCCCGGGCAUCCGGGUGGCCUGGUGGGCAUACCCAUCGUGCCGGGGAGCCCCCGGGUCCAGAGAUCCCCGAUGCCCAGCAGAGCGAUGAUCAAGAGAACGCGACUGGGCAGCCACACGGACAACAUCUCCUCGGGCAGUCUGAACAGUAUUGAGGUGUGAUGCUUGGAUGGUUAGGUGGUGGGAUGGCUUCCAAGAGGAGGGGCAGCCGCAGGAGCUCUAGAACCAAGCGAUAACAGUUUCCCCAUACAACUACAGACAGCUUCAACUAGGUUUAAGGAGGCCAAACUCGAUGUGUAUUAUUAGCUUAUUCAUAGAACAGGCCGGCAGAGCAGUUGAAAAACACUCGAAUCUUAGCUGUUAAGUUUUCCAAAACAUUUUUGAUACAUGAAAGUAGUUUUGAGCUAGAACCAAAAAAUUGAAUUUCGUUUAAUAAGAAAAUUUCACUAGUUUGAAAUUGGAGGACUAUUUUUUGAAACAAAACGAUUUAAAGCUUAGUCGUUCAACGCUAAAGCUAAUUAUGUUUCAUUAAUUAAUCAUUAAUAAAUAAUCAAAUACUAAUUUGAUUCGAAUAUAGCUGAUAAGAAUUAAUAUUAAGCUCUUUUCUCGUUACUGCCGGCCAGAUAGUCAGUAGAAAUAUUAUUUUGAUUUUUUUUACUGAUUGACUUAGUGUAAUUUUUUUGCGAACCCCAGGGGUCCAAUUAGCAUCUCGCCUAAGCCCUGUAGCAUAGUGUUAUUUAUUUAUUACCGUGUAAGCGUCAACGACUCGAAUUGAUUAGUUCAAUUAGGAUAAGCUCUUUAAGUUACUCGUAAGGCAAACAACUAUUUAGCAUUAAUAUAAUACAUUUCGAAAUGUGACUAACCACCCGACUUCGUAUCGUGAGGACAUAACCCACAAAACCGAAAAGAAAAACAUCCUAAACUAUUUUUAAGUUCAUGGACAACUGAGUUUAAAACAUAUAUAUGCGAAUUUUGAAAUUAAAGAGAAAGUAAAUCCUUAAAA
Drosophila biarmipes is the source of this 4723-nucleotide messenger RNA. It is a transcript of the gene boi, whose product is annotated as interference hedgehog. Gene Ontology annotation, cellular component: plasma membrane; axon. Gene Ontology annotation, biological process: cell-cell adhesion; axon guidance. The transcript is spliced from 11 exons. Lineage: Eukaryota; Metazoa; Arthropoda; Insecta; Diptera; Drosophilidae. The record is from RefSeq and is a predicted model, not a curated record. Gene Ontology annotation, molecular function: protein binding. The coding region runs from base 550 to 3882 and encodes 1110 amino acids.